AUGUUCGGACUCUUACAACCUUCUGGUCAAUCCAGCUACUCCGGCAACACCCCCCUUCACUCACCUCCAGUCCACAAGGUCCAAUCACUAAACUCCCAGACGUCUCAACACGUCAGCUACCACCGUAAGCGGUCUUCAGCCGCUUCCACAGAUCGACCUCGACGCACCUCACCAAUCAACCUUCCUCAAUAUCCCCUCAUGACUCGACCGAUACGAGACGAACGACGUCUUGCUCCUCUCCCUCCCCUCUCUCAUACCUCUCAGCCCGGCCUCAGCUUGACAUUCCUCGCAGAUGCGGCACUGGCUGAUGCAAGGGGUCCUACCUCACUUCCCCAUCCUCAUCCCAAUGCAUCAUUCACCCUCCCUCCUAUAUCAUCCCUGAUCGCUCCUUUACCUACCCCUCCGGCGGCCAAUCCAGAUUCCGUAUUGUCAACUACGGCUACCGCACCGUACUUGAAUUCUUCAGGGUCAAUUGGUCAUGUAUCCAUGCACACACCACCAAUUUCAAGAUCUCACUCUUGGAAUGCAAACCCGGCCUUGGGAACCGAUCAACCGGUAAACGGUUGGUCAACUACCACUACAGCCGGUGGACCAUCAAGUGCACACAUGACUAGACAAGGACCCUUUCCCCCUCCUCCCGUUUCUCAACGGCCAUUGAAAAGGGAAAAACAGAGAAAGCAAACGCAAUCUCGAGCACGAGCCACUACCUCCGCGGUCCAACUGGAAUAUAACGUUCGACCGUAUAAUCGCAUGACCGCUUCGACAUCUUCAGUAGCGGCACCGUCUAGACAACAUUCGACGGCUCAUGCGGCCACUCGAACUCAGCCAUCCCGUUCGUCCAAAGCAAAAUUACCUCAUCCUCUACAAGGUUUGACUUUGGACAAAACGUAUCCUGAGAGAAAAGUGGAGGAUUGGCAUAACGAUGCUCAAAACCUUCUUCGGCCCCCUCGACCUCGACCAAAUCCUAUCCCUCCAACAUCGUUAAAUCACCAUUCAGCUGCUCAAUCGCUGAAUCCACCACCACCACCACCACCACCACCACCACCACCUCAUAGUCUCACUCCGACGACGGGCAAGAAGAUUCACCCUCCGGUCGAAUCAUGGGAAAACUAUACUCUUCCCCAAAUGCCAGGUGGACCACCAUGCUUACCUCAAUUCCAACCUGUUCCAGCUCCCGUAUACCCUCGUCCGUCAGCCAGAAGACACCAAUCUUGCACCUCGGUCAGUGGUACAAGCUGGAACAGCAACAACAUUACCAAUGCACAUACACAUAACGCUAGUCCAGGUCAAGACCACUCGUAUGUGUUCGUAACCGAAAAUCCAGAAGUAUUCACUCGAUCGAGACAUAGAGCUCCUCCUAUCUCUGACAAUAUCAGACCCGCUGCUUAUGCUAUGCAAAGGAUUCAAUCGGCCCAUACCACCCAAUAUACCCAUACUAGAUUACCGGUCGCUAAGACUAUCAGUGAACCCAACUCACCCAACGGGAAGAACGAGAUCAAGGAGGAUGGUCAGAUCGGUGGCAGCUUACCUACUCCGAUCACUGCUUCUAUGGACACUCGGUGGAAUACACCUCAGCUGGAGGUAGCUCCUUCAUCUACUUUUCGACAUGAAGGGCUCUCCCUACCUCAAGUACAAACUCCCACACCACCUUUGCUCGAACCCAUCUCAUCUCAUCGUACCAGCCCCAUCGUACCUAUGGAGGCUGACCGUCAAUCCACUUCACCGAGCUUUCCGCCUACCAGAGAUAUCACCCCUAUCGACCAAGAAAUGCGGAACUACCCAAACUCUCCUGCUCCUAACAUCUGUGCUGAAUCGCCUUGUGGAUCUUUCAGACCUCCAGAGAGUGUGGGACAGCCAGAGCUGGAAGCUGGUGAAUCAUCUUACUCGGAAUCUAAUUCCGAGCCAGUAUCAGAGGACAAUCAAGAUCAAGUAGAUGUCGAUGGACACGAUAGAGAUGUAGAAAUACAAGUAAGAUCUUGUGGUGAUGGGGAGGAAGAGGAAGGUGAAGGUGAAUCGUAUUCGAAUUUCGGUAGAAGUUCAAUACCCAAUGGUUCUUCUGCGAUCUCAUCAAAUUCAAGUGUCAGAGCAAGAUCGAGCUCGCAGUCUACCCAUACCAGCGAGAUGAUCAAGUAUGAACAUCCAUCUUCAGGUUCUUCAUCAGCUUCGUCUCCCACCUCAACGACGGAAUCUACUUCAUGUUUCUCUCCUGGUAAGACUGCUAGCAAGAAACCACGUACGAAAUCCAAGAAGGUGAAGAAAAGCGAUACUGCAGCUAAGGGGAAAGGUAAAGGGAAGGGUAGAUCAAACGAUAACAGAUCGACAUCCACUUCUGUCUCUGCGAAUUCAACUGCGAAUGGGAAUGGGAAUGGCCAAAGAAGGAAUGGAGAGAGAAGGAGAGAACAAAAUGCUGUUGCGCAAAAGAAAUUCAGAUGGAAGAAGAAACAGAUGGCUGCUAAGAUGGAAGCAGAUCUCGAAUCUGCCACUGCGUUGGCCUCAUCCCUUCAGAAACAAGUAGCUGAGAAAGAUCAAUUGGUCAAUAAGUUGAAAGGUGAAGUAGGAAGUCUGAAAAGGAAAUUGAAGACUCUCGAAGCAUGA
Kwoniella mangroviensis CBS 8507 is the source of this 2595-nucleotide messenger RNA. RefSeq lists its product as uncharacterized. NCBI's taxonomy places the organism in Eukaryota, Fungi, Basidiomycota, Tremellomycetes, Tremellales, Cryptococcaceae. The record is from RefSeq and is a predicted model, not a curated record. Bases 1 to 2595 code for a protein of 864 amino acids. Gene Ontology annotation, biological process: regulation of DNA-templated transcription. Gene Ontology annotation, molecular function: DNA-binding transcription factor activity. The transcript has 3 exons.